Cottoperca gobio is the source of this 1529-nucleotide messenger RNA. Its product is annotated as tripartite motif-containing protein 66-like. The record is from RefSeq and is a predicted model, not a curated record. Gene Ontology annotation, cellular component: chromatin. The transcript has 6 exons. Lineage: Eukaryota; Metazoa; Chordata; Actinopteri; Perciformes; Bovichtidae. Gene Ontology annotation, molecular function: protein binding. The coding region runs from base 477 to 1304 and encodes 275 amino acids.
GGAGCGUCUGAACUUCCAGUUGUUGUCGUGUCUGCAGCCUGUGGUUUCUCUGGUACGCCUGCCGUGCCAAACACAAGCCAAGCUGCACAAUGACGCCUGUUUGGAUCGUCCUCAACAGAAUGGAUUCAGUCAACGUGAAGAAAACAUUUUGGAGAUAAGACAAGUGUCGCUUCAGUCCAGUCCAACAAACAACAUCGACCUCCUGGACUGAACCCUACUGUCCCGACAGCUCCCCCUCCGGAGAACCAGAGCAGGACUCCGGCUUCGACUGUGACUCUAAUCCAGAUCAGCCGUACAUCCUGCUCGAUUCUGGAUCUGAUGAUUGGGACCCGGACGGAAAAGCUGAUUCGGAAACAUUUUAUCUGGAUCCGGAUCCAGAGCAGACCAUCGUGAUCGAACUGGAUCCAGAAGAACCGGAUGCAGAUCAGGAUCCAUCCCUGGAGCUGGAGGAUGAAACUAAAUGUGAAGUCGUUCAGAUGGACGACAGUGAAGAUCAAGGCGCUGAUCUUUGUUGCUCGCAGGAGCAGGAGGAGGAGCAGCAGGAGGAGCAGGAGCAGGAGGAGGAGCAGGAGCAGGAGGAGGAGGACUCAUCGAUGCAGAAACCUGCUUCUGGAUCAACGGCCGAGGAGAUGGAGAGUGAAGAUUUUUGUGCCGUUUGUCUGAAUGGAGGAAAGCUGCUCUGCUGCGACCGCUGCCCUAAAGUUUACCACCUGGUCUGUCAUAUUCCUCCGCUCAUCAGCUUCCCACUAGGUGACUGGGUGUGUACGCUGUGCAGAAGUGACCAGGAGCCUGUGGAGAGCUACGACUGUGAGAACAGGCCCUCCUGUGGGGGAGCCAAAGCUCCAUACACUCUGUGCAGCCAGGACCAGCGGAGGUGUGAGAAGCUGACUCUGCUGUUGUAUUGUCACACGCUCAGCGCCCCGUUCCACGAACCUGUCAGUGUCCUGGCCCGAAACUACUACCAGAUCAUCAAGAGGCCCAUCGACCUGUCGGUGAUCCGCAGGAAGCUGGACCAGAGCAACACGCUGCACUACUUCACUGCCGAGCAGUUUGUCGAUGACGUCCUGCUGAUGUUCAAGAACUGCACCAGGUUCAAUUACCCAGACUCAGAGGUGGCCCAGGCGGGAAGAAGCUUAGAGAUGUUUUUCUUGAGCAAACUGAAGGAGACUUUCCCCGACCGGACGUUCCCAUCGGCACGCCACGACCGGACGGACAGAGCUCGCCUCCGGUGCCUCUGCAGGAAGAGGAAGGAGGACCACAGGAGAAGGAGAUACGUAUUUAGUGGGAAGAAAUAUUACCUGUAAUAGUUUAAACAACACAGUUUAAUUAAUGGAGUUAUUUAUUUAUUUAUUUUGAAAACUGUGACAAAACAGUUGAAACAUUCUUUCAGGGAUUUAAACGUUUAGUGAUUUAGUAUAAAAUCCAUUAAAUGUAAAUGAGCAGCAGAAAGUCACAAACAUUGUUUUGUUGUUUAAAAACCGUUAACAUCUAGAAAAAUCAAUUUCUUAUUUGCAUUUUAUUUAUUUGUA